AUGAGCUUUACAGAUUCAGGAUAUUUUUAAAAGUAAAGUGGUAACAAUCAAAAUUGCUCAUACUAUAAUUAAAAUAGAUUCAUAAAUGAAAGUAGUUCAAAUAAUAAUCCCAAUUAUUACCCUUAGAUUUAGAAAAAUAUUUAAAAAGAAAAGCAUAGAAUUACAAACUAUUAUGAUUCACAGUCUAGGAGAUACCAACAUCAUAAAAUCCAUGAAAAAUUGACUAAAAGUGUUUAGGAAUAGAAUAAACCCUCAAACAUCAAAAUGAAUAAUUACUAAGAUUAAUUUAAACAUGAAUAAAAUAAUAUUUAGGAUAAUAAUAAAUAAAUCAUAGCAUUUUAAAAUCUAAAUAGUUAGAAGUAAUUACCAAGUGAUUAAAAGUACUCCUAUAUAGAAGAUUAGGAUAGACAGUAAUAAUAUAAUUUUAAUAACGAAAAAGAGCAUUAAUAUUAAUAGGAUUUAAAUAAUAUCAAGGUGAAUAUUUCAAGGUUAUCUAAUUCUAAUUAUUCAAGCAAUUAAAAUCAAUUAGCUAAAUUAUGGUAAAGAUAGUAAAAUGAUUAAAGCAGCAGGGAAGAAAAUAAUUAUUAAAGUAAAUUUAGAGGUGUUGAAGAAAGUAAGUUUAAGACUAGGACUGGAAAAUUUAUGAAUAAAAUCUUUUUCAAAAACAACCAUAAAUCAUCUAAUGAUGUGCAUAUCUUAGAACAGUAUGAUCCUAAUUAAAAUAACAAUACUAAAAGCAUAUUUGAUGAUAUACUUUCUAAAAUUUAAUAAGAAGAUCCUUAACUUUAUGAAUAGUAUUAACAUACAACAGAUGUUUAAGUAGAGGAUUAAAAAAAUUUUAAUGAAUAAAAUUCAUUCAAUUCAAAAACUGUUUUUGAUGAAUAAUCAGCAAAAAAUCAAAACAAUUAAAUUAAAACAAAUAAAUAUAAUAAAAAAGAAGAAAAUCAAAAAUAUCACAACUAGAGACGUGAGUAAAAACUAGAUUAAUAACAUAGCAAUGUGUCAAAUGAAAUAAUUUUUAUGGAAGAUCAUGAACAGCAUUCUAUACUUCCAUAAGGUAAACGUGUAGAAUGUAAUAAUUAAAUCAAUUAAAAUAAAAUAACAGACUAACUAAACUCAUUAAACUAUCAGUUUGGAUUAAAUUAAAAUUGCUUAGAAAAAAUAGAAGGAGAAUAAUAAAAGUAAAAUCAAAUACAUUCUCCCCUGAUACAAAACUAAAUCAAAUUUAUUUAAAAUAACGUAUUCACUCCAGAAAAAGAUAAUAUGAUUAAAGAUGAAUUUGAUGAAAUAAAAUAGUGUAAUAUAAUUUAAAUAGAUGAUAAUUCCGAUUAAAAUCAGGUUCUUUCUUUUAUUCCACUCCCAACAUUAAAAGAAAGAAUUGAUAUUGUAAUUGUUGAUGAUGGUAAUGAAGAUUUGGAUGAAAACUUAAACUCUACAAAUAUAAAAGUUUAAAAUGCCAUUAACUUAUAAUAAAACAUUACCAAUAAUCAAUAAAAUUAAAUAAACUAAAACAUUAUAAAAACUAAUUAAAAUAUUAUUUAAAAUAUUAAAAGCAAAAAUCAAGCAGUAAAUAAAAACGUCAUAUAAGUAGAAUAAGAUAAUAAUCUUUAGUAAAUAAAUAAUUAAAAAUAAAAUAUUUAAUAUCAAGUUAAGAUUAAUUAAAAUAUGUAAGAAUAUUCCGUUUAUCCACAAAACUAAAUAAAUUUUAUUUAAAGUAAUAAUACUAAUACUAUGUUAAAAAAUUUAAAUAAUGUUGAUGAUUAUAUCAAUACCUCAAAAGAUAAUCAAUAAAAUAUUAUAUAUUAAUAAAUCAAAUAAAAAGAGUUAUUAUUGCAACAUCAAAUGAAUUAGUUGUAGUUACAAUAAAAGCUUCUUGAACAAUAAUAAUAACUAAUUUUAUAAUCUUAAAUUUAAUUAUAAUAGCAAUAAUAAUUACCUUAAAAAUAAUAACAGUAAUAGCUUUAAAUGUAAUAAUAGUAACCUAGUGUAUAAUAACAAUAAUAAAUUUAAUAAAAACCAACAAAAAAAUCUACAGAAUUAAAAAAAGUAAAUACAUUCUUUAGAUAAAAGCAAUAAAUACUUAAAAAUUUAGACUCUUUAACUGAAGAAGAGCUAAUUAAGGAAUAUGAAGUCAUUUAUAAUUUUUGA
This is a messenger RNA of Tetrahymena thermophila SB210, 2148 nucleotides long. RefSeq lists its product as hypothetical. NCBI's taxonomy places the organism in Eukaryota, Ciliophora, Oligohymenophorea, Hymenostomatida, Tetrahymenidae. The transcript has a single exon. The record is from RefSeq and is a predicted model, not a curated record.